This is a messenger RNA of Branchiostoma belcheri (Belcher's lancelet), 2658 nucleotides long. RefSeq lists its product as uncharacterized. The coding region runs from base 1 to 2658 and encodes 885 amino acids. NCBI's taxonomy places the organism in Eukaryota, Metazoa, Chordata, Leptocardii, Amphioxiformes, Branchiostomatidae. The record is from RefSeq and is a predicted model, not a curated record. Gene Ontology annotation, biological process: protein polyubiquitination; proteasome-mediated ubiquitin-dependent protein catabolic process; negative regulation of translation. The transcript is spliced from 11 exons. Gene Ontology annotation, molecular function: protein binding; ubiquitin protein ligase activity; translation repressor activity.
AUGGUAACACUGAUGGUACACGUGAUUCUGAUGCACACCGGCUCCCCAACAUCCCACCUUGACUCGCCUGUGCCCACCAAUGGAGGAACGGACACCACUGACGCUACUGGACAUGCCUGGCAGAGCUCUGCUGAACCGAGGACUGUGACCUUGGCUGACAUCAUCAAGGUUGAUCCGGCCCGCGGGCAUGGCCCUCCUGACCCAGUCCCUGGGAAAGUGGAGACUGACGGACCUACCCGAGCCACCAUGGCCAGACCGCUUUCCGUGGACACUAAAGAAGUGCCUGUGGGAAGCAGCAGCGCACGGGUCAUCACCUUUGGUGACGCGUCGGGGCCUGGAAACCUGCGCGGCGCACGCGCGGUUGCAGUUUCCAACGACAGCAAGAUCUGGGUGGCCGACCAGACCAAAGCGCGCGUCCAGGUGUACAGCAUGGAAGGUGCCUUCCUGCGCCACUUUCCCCAAGCUGCACCGUACCCAGGAAAGAGGCUGUUUGACGUGUCCUUCGACAGAGAUGGACAGAUCUGGGUCCUGAUGAAUGGAUACCCUACCAGCGCUGACACGAUGGUGAAGAUCGACAGGGAGGAAAUGCAGGACGUAGGCCACAGCAGCCACGGCGAGGGGAGGGGAGAAACUGGCUCCUCGUCUCCCCGAGAUCUCACUGAGCAGGCUCCGGAGGUGCCGCCUCACCGCGCCGAACAGCCUCCGAGUCCACCGCCCCGCCGCUUCGGAUCCGGACGGUCUCUGGGGCGACCGCCUCAGCUCUCCGGUAGAAGGGCAGAUGGGUAUGACAACCUGCCACAGAGGCAAGACCACAAACACGUGCAUAGGAAUCAGGUGUAUGCGGCAGGUGCCACACACGAGUACACGCCUCUGAACCGGAACACUCGCAGCACCCCACCCGGCCCAUCUACCCCGAGGCCAGGAGGAACAACUGAUGAGGACCCUCAGCACUCCGGACAGAGCCAUGGAAGAAGGGCAGAUGGGUACGACAAUCUGCCACAAACGCAAGACCACAAACACGUGCCGCACAUGAGUACGCGCAUUCGAUCCCGGAUGCUCGCAGCGCCCCGCCUGGCCCCUCUACCCCGAGGCCAGGAGGAACAACAACCACCACCGACGGGGGCCCACCAGACCCAACCGCUGCACAUGUGUACGAUGGGGAAUGUGCCCCCCCUCCCCCGAUGCCACGAGGACCAACCAACACCGACAGGGGCCCCUCCCCCCCCUCCCCCGACGCCAGGAGGAACAACAAACCCACCAGACCCGACCGCCGCACACACGUACGAGAACGGGGACGAGUUCAGGCAGGGGCUUGGGCCGCCGCUGAGCCGCGACGUUCUCGGCGCCCCGCCUGGUCCCUCUUCCCCGAGACCAGCGAGAGGAGACAAUGGGCCAGCCGACGGUCAGGCGGACAGCCCGGACCAGCCUCCAGACAACGGCAACGCGGAAGAAGGACGCUCCAUCUGGGAACGACUGCGCGAUCGUUGCACAGGCCGACAAAUCGGCUUCAUCAUCGUCAUCAUCAUCACGUCUGUCAUCAUGGUAACACUGAUGGUACACGUGAUUCUGAUGCACACCGGCUCCCCAACGUCCCACCUUGACUCGCCUGUGCCCACCAAUGGAGGAACGGACACCGCUGACGCUACUGGACAUGCCUGGCAGAGCUCUGCUGAACCGAGGACUGUGACCUUGGCUGACAUCAUCAAGGUUGAUCCGGCCCGCGGGCAUGGCCCUCCUGACCCAGUCCCUGCGAAAGUGGAAACUGCCGGACCUACCCGAGCCACCAUGGCCAGACCGCUUUCCGUGGACACUAAAGAAGUGCCUGUGGGAAGCAGCAGCGCACGGGUCAUCACCUUUGGUGACGCGUCGGGGCCUGGAAACCUGCGCGGCGCACGCGCGGUCGCAGUUUCCCCCGACAACGAGAUCUGGGUGGCUGACCAGACCAAAGCGCGCGUCCAGGUGUACAGCAUGGAAGGUGCCUUCCUGCGCCACUUUCCCCAAGCUGCACCAUACCCAGGAAAGGAGCCGGUUGACGUAUCCUUCGACAGAGAAGACCACAUCUGGGUCUUGCUGAAUGGGUACCCUACCAACGCCGAUACGAUGGUGGAGAUUGACAGGGAGGGCGAUCUCAAAGCCAGCUUCGACCUUCCCAACGAUGUGAAACGUGGGGCAUCCCGUGGAAUGGCGGUGGGCUUGCAGGUGUAUGUCACCUGGUCUGAUGGCUACAGUGGCGGCGUGCAAGCCUUCCAGCCUGACGGGAAGCUCCUCUGGGGCGUCGGCCAGCAGCAGGGAAUGAAGAGGCCAACGAAGGUCGCCACUAGCAUCGAAGGGUACGUCUACGUCUCCGACUUCAGCUGUAACUACAUCUACAUGUACACCACAACCGGACAGUACGUGAGGAAGUUUGGAGGUCCGGGAUUGAGCGGUGGCCGCCUGAAUCGUCCCGAAGGCAUCUGUACGGACAGUUCCGGUCACGUCCUUGUGGUGGACUCAGAUAACCAUCGUGUCGUGGUGUACUCGAGCCGGGGCGCGUACGUCCGCGACAUCGCCAUCCCCCGCCGUGCAAAAUACCCCUAUGCAGUGGGGAUUGCAGUCGGGCCGGGAGGACAGUUGGUUGUGAUCAACAAAAACACAAUCUUCGUGUUCCCCUGCUACUGA